Ciona intestinalis (vase tunicate) is the source of this 2170-nucleotide messenger RNA. The record is from RefSeq and is a predicted model, not a curated record. Lineage: Eukaryota; Metazoa; Chordata; Ascidiacea; Phlebobranchia; Cionidae.
AAAUGUGUUCGCUUAUCUGUUGAAACUACAUUGUUCUUUCUCCUACAGGUUAUAACAGUUUUUCUAAUAUUUAUAACUUUAAAAUGUCCCUUACUCGAACUGCUAGUUCUGUUUUAAAGAAGUGCUGUGAUCUUAAGAUUUUACACCGCGCAUCUUCAUCUCUCUCCUCUUCCUCUGAUCCUCUCUCUUCUACAACGUCUCGUCAAUUUGCCCUCUACGGGGGAAGACAGACGGUGACUCUUAUACCAGGUGAUGGUAUUGGACCCGAGGUCUCAGAUGCAGUGAGAAAGAUUUUCCUCAGUGCAGGAGUUCCCGUGGAUUUUGAGGAAGUCAACGUAACUUCAAGUAAUCUAAGAUCUGGUUCUUGUGAAGAUGCUCUUGUCUCCAUAAGAAGGAAUGAGGUUGCAUUGAAAGGAAACAUUGAAACAAACGUGGAUGAAUUGGAUCUUGAUGAAAAAUCUGCCAACGUUAUUUUGAGAACUAAACUUGACUUAUUUGCGAAUGUAAUCAAAGUAAAAAGUAUUCCUGGCAUCAUAACUCGACACAACAUGAUUGAUAUUCGUCUCAUACGAGAAAAUACUGAAGGAGAAUAUUCAAACCUCGAGCAUGAGGGAGUACCUGGUGUUGUGGAAAGCUUAAAAAUAAUAACUGCGAAAAAUUCUUUACGUAUCGCUCGUUUUGCGUUUGAAUAUGCGCAACGGAACGGAAGAAAGAAAGUAACAGCUGUGCACAAAGCAAACAUCAUGAAACUGAGUGAUGGUCUAUUUUUACAAUGUUGCCGAGAAGUUGCGUGCGAUUUCCCCGAUAUUGAGUUCGAAGACAUGAUUAUUGAUAACACUACCAUGCAGAUGGUGUCCAACCCAUACCAGUUUGAUGUUAUGGUGAUGCCAAACCUUUACGGGAAUAUUCUUGGAAAUGUUUGCUGUGGUCUAGUUGGUGGUCCAGGUGUUGUAGCAGGGGCCAACAUCGGGUCUAAACAUCGGGUGUUUGAAACUGCGACUCGAAACACUGGAAAGAGCAUUGCUGGUUUGAACAUUGCAAAUCCUUCAGCGUUUAUAUUUUCCAGCUCUCACAUGCUUAAAUAUAUUGGGUUACACAAAUACGCGAGUCUCAUCAGUCAAGCUUUGGUUGAUACUUUGCAACUAGAUCGGAUACAUACUCCGGAUCUGGGAGGUAGUCACACCACAAGUGACGUAGUCGAUGCUGUUUGCAAACGGGUCGAAUCCCAAGCUUAUAAAGUUCGUUACGACCAGACACCACACAAACAGCAUGGCUGGUAAAUUGAAGAAAUCUCAUUCGGUUUUCGACUUCAGGAAGGUUCAAAUCAACGUCGUUCUUGUCUUUUCAUUCUUGCUGCUCAGUUCUGUAUUUAAAUCUUGGAUUCUUGACGGUUAUUUAUAACGGAAAAUCCGUUUUCAUAUUUUAGCUUUUUACACUUUAUAAUCAAUCGCGUUUUGUCAUACACUGUGCAAUGCACUCUCUUGGCUCUGAUGAGAAGAGAGCUUGAUGGAUUGGCAUUCAGUAAGAAGUUGUGUGUCGUAGUUAUGUUGUAUGUCUGCAUGUGAAAGUUUUUACUCUUCGUGUUUUUUAAGUAGAUAAGACCAUUUCUGUUAAAGAUUUAGCUUUUAAAUUAUUAGCUUUGUUUGAAAAAUGCCCUUGCCGUUUGACCAAUUCUGCUAAUUCAACAUGCUGCUGUUUUUAAACACUUUGUUGCAGCUUUAAGAAAGUAGAACAAAAUUCAGCAGUUUUUAAAUAAACUUUGUUGCAGUUUUUACAGUAAUACAAAAAUCUUGAGUUUUUAAAAGGAAGGACUAUAUGGUGCUUGUAUCACACUGUAUGAAGAUUUAACAGUACAGGCGAUACUGUGCCAUCUUUGUAAAAGUAGGCAUGUAUAAUGUGGACGAAGCAAUUCAUAAAUUACAUGGAAUUCGAUUUAAAAAACUGACCAGACGUUCUGUUUCAAGAAGUGAAAAUAAGCUGCUGAACACUAAACGAAUAUUUUACAAAAUAAAAGCAAAACUUUAUUGGAAAUACUGUUUAAAUUUAACACGUAAACUUUUAAAUUAGGCCAGUAUUUUGUGUGGUUGCAUUUUUCGAUCUAUCGUCUAUGGUUUUUAAAUUGUCAAAACUGUUCAAGACUUCGCAAUAAAUGAUGUUCUCCUAUUAUGGU